AUGAAAGUCACCGAGAUCCGGAAACGGCAGUUUGAGGGUAACAACUACACAGUACACGAUCUCGUGAUCACAGGCACGUGCUCUCCCGAAACCGACACGCUGGAGGGUCUUGAUUCCGAGGCCGUGGAGUACUCGGUAGAUGCUCGGUUACUGGUUCCGAAAUCACACUUUUCAGGUACACUUUUUGCCGAGGUGCCCAAUCGAGGCACAGGAUCGAUUGAUGAAGACGCUGCCAACACGACGGUGGCUGGUAUGAACAAGGCCAAGCGGGGCCGGGGCGGAUUUGUGGAUUUGGCGCCUCUUAUGAAGGCUGGUCAUGCCGUUCUCAACCUCGGAUGGCAGAAUGAUGUACCUUUGGCUGCUGGAAAGGGCUUCAAGCUGGGAAGUCGGUUUCCCGUGGCAACCAAGGAUGGCAAACCUAUCCAGCGGUAUGUUCGUCAGGAGGUGAAUGCUGCUUCUCGGUUUUUUGGAGCGUCUCGAACGUUUCCUGUGAAUGGUCUGAUUGAUCUAGACUACAAUUUGGCAGAUAACGACUCUGUGAGGGUGUUUAUGCGUCGGUUUGAAGAGGAUAAGGGCGUCGAACUGCCUGCAGCAGCAGUGAUUGUUUUGGGAAAGCGUCAGGUCAGGAUCGUGUCUUCUACCCCUGUUCCUGAAUCAGCCAUUUUCGACAUCCACUACCUCGCCACAGACGCCACAGUGUCUGGAUUGGGCCUGGUGGCUUACAGAGAUGUGCUUUCGUAUGUCAAGUCCGGCAAGUUUGACGUGAUCUCGCCUCGACACGUUGUUGCUUUCGGAGUCUCCCAAAGUGCUCGUUUUCUGCGGACCUUUCUCUACCACGGCUUCAACGCCGACCUGGGAGGCCUGAGAGUGCUCGAUGGAGUUGUCAACUACAUUGCUGGAGCUCGAAGGGGCGACUUUACUGGGAUUUUUAACAACGCUGGCGCUGUAUCCACUCAACAGUUCAAUAAGCGAAUCGGAGACAAUAACUUUCCUUUUGCUUACGCCACAAGCACAGACGCUAUUACGGGCAAGACGGACGGUAUUCUACACAAGUACCCACCUCUACUGCAGCCCAAAAUCAUCCAUGUUGAUACUGAUAACGAUAUGAGUGCUGGAUUCGGAUGGUUAUGUACCACCCAAACCGACGGUAAGACCCCUGUUGACGAGCUGGAUAACGUACGACAUUACUUCCUGGCCGGAUUGCAACACAUUCCGUUUUUCAAACCCAUCAUUCCAGGAAAACGGUCCUCUAAGGGCUCCUCUGGUGUCACUCUUCACUACAACACCUUUCUCAAGGCGUCUCUCUUGACAAUGGCUGACUGGGUGGAUGCUAUCAAACUACCUCCCAUGUCCCGGUAUCCCACCUUGGCUGACGAUUCUCUUGUUUCCCUGGCGGUUGCUCAACGUCUCUGGCCUCAUAUUGAAGGGGUUCCCUACUCUUCCGUUCGAAACGUGCCUUGUCAUAUCAUCGAAACCGUCUCCAAGGACGUGGUUGUUCCUGCUGUGGUUGAAACAUACCCCGUACUUACCCCUCCCGUCAACUCUGAUGGAAACGAGACCUGUGGGGUUGUUCAUCCUGCUAUUCAGGUUCCUCUGGGAACAUAUUCAGGCCACUCUGUGGCUCGAAAUGGUAUCCAGACCUUCCUUGAGGGAGAAUUCAUACCCUUCAAGACCACUCGAGCCGAACGGUAUGAUGGAUCUCGACUCAUUGACUCUCGUCUAAGUGUAGAGGAACGUUACUCUGCCAGCUCUUAUGCCACCCAGAUUACUGCCGCUGCCAAGAAGCUCGUCAAGGAGGGUUUCCUGUUGGAGGAAGACAUUCCCACUGUCACCAAGUUCGACAAGCGAGCCUUUGGUCCGGUUUCCAAGCUGUAG
Messenger RNA from Yarrowia lipolytica CLIB122, 1875 nucleotides. RefSeq lists its product as uncharacterized. The record is from RefSeq and is a predicted model, not a curated record. Lineage: Eukaryota; Fungi; Ascomycota; Dipodascomycetes; Dipodascales.